This is a messenger RNA of Penicillium digitatum Pd1, 7569 nucleotides long. Its product is annotated as Tetratricopeptide-like helical. Lineage: Eukaryota; Fungi; Ascomycota; Eurotiomycetes; Eurotiales; Aspergillaceae. Gene Ontology annotation, molecular function: protein binding. The record is from RefSeq and is a predicted model, not a curated record.
AUGUUCGCCAAGGCCAAGGGGAUCCUUGAGAAAAGCUCGUCCAUCCGCGAUGAAGUCAGUCAAGGCAAUUACAAUGGCGCGAAAGAACUUGUGAAAGGCCAAUCCACCAAAGAAUCUACCAGCCAAGGAGACAAGGCCAAUGAGAUCCUAGACAAGAGCUCAUCAGCCCACGAUGAAGUCUCCCAAGGCAACUUUAAUGGUGCCAAAGAAGCUGUCACCCAGAGUCAAAGGAGUGAAGAAUCGACCGGCCAAGGAGUUGCCGGAGGAGCCAUUGGAGGAGCAUCGAGUAGCGUUGCUGGAAUAAACAAAGAGAACCUCAACACGGAGAAUGUUCAGGAGGCUGGAAAGCAAAUCGGCAAAGGAGAGAUCGACCAAGACAACAUCGGUACCUCCUCUACUGGCCAAACAAAAGGGGAGCAAAGAGACAUUAGCAACGUGAAGCGAGAAGCUGGCCAGAAACAGCAAGACAGCACCGAUGCAAAUCAAGACACUAGCUCUAAACAGUAUGACCGCAGGGCCAGUGUGGCAGCUGGAGAGCUUCAGCCCAAUUACGACAUCCGCAAGGGCCCCAUUACCAUGCCAGGCACUUUCCAAGAAAAGAACUUCCAUAGUGUGGGUGGCAAAGAAACUAUUAUUCAGAGAGGAACCAACAGCAAAGGAAUGCCCAGACAAGAACAGACCGAAAAUGCUCCCCAGGUUGCCUUCGCAGGAGCAGGAAGCGGUAACAAGGCCAGCUCAGCUCAGGAAAAGACCGAAAAAGCCGUCGCUGGAGGUGGCUUUAGCAAAGAAUCCAUUGAAAAAGAGAUUCACGACUAUGAUAAUCUCAGCCCAGACAUCUUCAGCGAUGGGGCCACCAGCAAGGAUCUAUCCAAGAAAUCCGCCGAUCAAGAUGUUGGAAAAUACCAUAUCGACAGAAAACAACUUGAUAAGCAGGGCUCUCAGCCUUCCCAGAAAGCAGGCACAGGCGAAGCUGCUGCUGCUGCUGCUCCCACCGCUGGCUAUGGUGCGAGCAAAGGUGUCACCAACCAGACCUCUACCACUAGAAAACGUAGCAAGAGGCACUCCAUCUCUGAAACCAACGCAGCAAGACCCCAAGAUCUUACCUCCACAAGCCCUAAAAGCAAUGUUACUUCCAACGUGGGGGAAUAUGGAUAUGCAAGUGGACAAGGAUUGGCCGCUUCAAACCAGACGAAUAGGGGGGAUAUUACUUGUGCCCGUGGGGCAUCUGAUCAAGGGUUCACUCCCCAGACCUUGACAGGCACAGGGUAUUCUACCACCUACGGAUCUAACCAAACCAGUGGUCUACGUUCUACGACCACAGGCCAGACAAACAGCGCCUUGUUCAAUACCAGCGCGACUGGAUCAAAAAAACCAGCUAUCGCCGGUGGAGGUGUUCUGGGACUUCACCAAGAUGGUAGCUAUGGUAUAUCCGGCAACGAGAACAGCGGAGUCAAUCAAAGAAGUAUUGUUGGUGGAGCAGGAAGUCAACAGAGUGGUGCUUAUGGCACCUCUAGCAAUGACGAUUUCAACAACGGAAUUACCAACGCUAGCUCUAAUUCAAAGAGUGGCUCUGCGAAUGGUGUGACCUCGAAGCGCAUUGUCAGACAGCUGAGUAGCAGUGGCUAUAAGGUCACUGUCCUCCAGGAGAAGGUUCAGGCGGUAUCCCAAAAGUGCAAAACUCAGCUGGGCUUGUCUUCUAGUCAGAUCAGCAAGCGUAGCACUACUGUUGAUGCUUUUUUCGAUGCCGUUGCAGCUGAACGUCUCCGGUGGAUGCCUCAUGAUGGUAGCAGACUCGACUGCAGCCUCAGAUGGGCGUCCAAACUGGCGUAUGCAGUCGACGCUCUUCGAGAGUCUGUCGGUAGCUUCGCUCCUGCUGCCAAUGAGGCAGCAUCGCUCAUCUGGGGAUUCUCUAUUCUCCUCCUGGAGUCUGAUAUGGACAAUACAGAUGUCUUCGAGAGCGUAUUUGGCCGUUAUGGCCGGGUUGCUGUCGGUGUCUACUUGCUUUUGCAGUAUGAUGUUGCGUAUAAAUCCUCCCCUGAACUGCAGCCAUAUGUCGCUGCGGUAUUCGCAGAUUUGCUUGAGAUGGUUAGUAGCACGGCUAUGAGCUGUAUCGAGGGAUUCAAAAGCAAAGAGUCCGAUCAAAUUAUCGGACGUAAUGCCGAUGCCGCUUUUGUGACCUACGCCAAGCGCUUUUCUACCCACUGGAACUGUGUUGUCGAUGCGCACACUGCGAAGCUCAUGGAUGGCAGCUCCCUGAUCUACUCCUCGCCCGAGCUGGGUAGUUUGCGUCAAUUCCUGGGAGUGCAGGACCGCCCUCUUCAGUUUAUCCUCGACUCUCGCGCUCACUCGCUUGCCGAGGGAUCGUUUGAGUGGUUCAAUAACACGCUCUACGACUUUGGUGUCACAAGCUCCCCUGUGAUGCUGAUUUCUGGUGGUCCUGGCUCAGGAAAGAGUGCACUGGCUCAAUGGGUGGUCGAAAGACUGCAGGAGUCAGCAGAGCACGAUAGCUGGAAUGUUAUCCCAUACACCAUUCGUGCUGAUAUUCCCGUCGCUACUUUGCCUCUACGCAUCCUGAAGGGUGUACUUCACCAGAUGUUGGAUCACUCUGUCAGUGACAAGCAAACCCAGGAGGCUAUCCUGGUUGAAGUCGCCAGAGCAGCCCAAGGGGCGAUUGAUGGCGCUGGAGAUGACGCAGUUGAAGCAAGCCUUUGGAGAGGUAUUCGUGCCGGUCUUGCUACGAAUAUCCAGUACAUGUUUGUGGUUGAUGGCAUUGACCAAAUCAGGGGUGGUCACGCCAACGCAAUUGCCUAUCUCAAUCGCUUCUGUGAGAUUCUCUUAGAACAGAAUGCUGGAUCUAAGAUGAUCGCUUUCACCCGGCCCCUGAGUUUGAAGAUCAACUCUAAAGGCGUUCAGCAGUUUACCCUGCAGACCUCCCAGACCAAGACCGAUCUGAUAGCGUAUGUCAACAAGAUGCUUGCAUCUAGCGCCAACUUUGACACUCACAAGGGCAAUCAGCUUCAAGCUGCUGUGUCUACCAUUGUAGCUCGCUCUCAGGGCUCUUUCAGUUGGACUGAGAUGGCAGUUGCAUAUGUCAAACAGCAAAAGACCCUGAGCCACGCUGUUGCGUCCAUUCAGAGCCUGCCACAGUCGAUGCCGGAACUUAUAAACUUCCACUCCAACACCCUCGACUUCAGCCAGCAGGGUACUUUUGAAAUUGUGUCCUGGCUCGCAGCAGCCGAGAGACCCCUGCUAGUUGAGGAGAUUGAGCACUUGCUGAAUGUGGAUCCCAAGGGCCCCUGCUACUCCUCCAGCCGAAUCACUAGUAGCUACGAUGCUUUGAGUGCUCUGAGCCCGCUAGUCAUGACCCACGAUGGUGUGGUCUCUUUUGCCCACACCUGCAUUCGCGACCACAUCAUAAAACAAGCCAAAUCAUCUGGUGGGCAGUCCCAGCUCAGUCUCAAGGAUGCACACUACGACUUGCUCACCAGGUGCCUUUCCUGCGUGCAGUUGGGUGUGCGUGAGGAGGUUGAUGUUUCCAUGGACAAGCUGGGUAUUGAGGAGCGCAACCAACUUUUCGACAAGUAUGUCGUUUUGGAAUACACCGCACGCUACUGGCUGUCGCAUCUUCUUUCUUCGCCCCUGGUUACCGAUGAUGAAGAGUUCCAAUUCAAUUCGAGCUUCACAAAGCUCAUGCCUGCCACUGUUCUCUUCGCGCGCCUUGAGUUGACUUGCCGCGAGUCCCAGUUCACUCGGUCCAGUGUCGUGGAGCUCUACAGGCUCGCGAGUGAUAUCCGCCGAUUGGUCCUGGGCGAGAAAUCUAUCGCCCUGCUAGAGAGUUUGGUGCUGAGCGCACGCGUGUCCAAGUUGGCGCAUGCCAGUCACGCCGAUGAGACCUGCUACGAAGCGUGGAGGCUGAGCCAGGAGCUUCUCGGCCAGUCUCAUCCGAUUACCCUGACGUGCUCUGAGAUGAUGAUACAGUCAUUCUCCGAGCGAGGCACGAUCACCUCUCAGCAGGAAGACAUUAUGAAGUACUUGAUCUUGACAGACUCUGAAAUCACCGGGGUAGAGUUUAACCAACGCCUGAAGUACCUUGGAAUGAUCGUCGGCAUGUAUAAGUCUCGCAACGAAAACCAAUCCGCGUUAUUCAUAUCGAAGCAAUUCUACCAGCAAGUUCUUCUAAAAUAUGGCACUAAUUCGCGCCAGUCAUCCGAGACAGCCGACUUCUUGACUAGCCGUUUCUCGACAACUGGAAGCGAUGAGAUGAGCCGUGAUAUUGCCAGAACCAAGUAUGACAAUAUGGUACGCACCAUGGAAGUGACUGACGAGCGCCGAAUUGCCUACACCCUGUAUAUGGCUAAGAUGUACGAGGAUCAGGGUGAUUUGGCUCAUGCUCAGGCAGUUCUUUCAAGUCUAUGGGCUGGCCUUAACUCGCGUGAUAUUGACUCGGUUGAUAUGAUGGACAAAAAAUCUAAUGUUGCCCUUGUAUACUACCAGUUCCUCCGCCGUCAGGACCGAAGUGAUGAAUCCGAAGUCAUCAUCCGUGAACUGGUUGCAGAUCUUGAGGUUACUGGUAUUCACUCCGAAGAGAUGAUGGAGCGCGUGCAUCUCCUUCGCGCUGAGACUCGGGAGAUGCUUUUGUACAACCUUGAUCGCUCCUUGUCUAUUCUCAUGUGGCGCUACUACAAGGAGACUCACCAAGAAUACUCAGAGGACGCAACCGCUCUGGCACUCUCCAUUGCCCAGAGCAUGGCUAAUGCAGUCUCCGUUGCGGAUGCAUCUUCUCUGUCUUCUCGGGACCGCAGGCUGCUGAUCGAGCUGCUGGACGGUAUCUCGGCCAGUCCCGAAAACAUGACUGUCACCACCUUGAUCUUGUGCCACAACCUUGCCAGCAUCUACGUGCGUGAGGGAAACUGGGUCCAAGCCAGCGAGUGCUCGAUGGCAGUUCUGCAGCACAUCUGGCCCACCGUUGAACAGGUCAAAUCUCACCAGAAGUUCUCUCCCGAGCUGGCACCUCCUGCGGCAGACCUGGCUUUGGUGUUGGCAUACUGCCACUUUCGCAGGUUGCAUCUUGAACAAGCUACAAUUGUUUACGAGAAUGCCUUUGGUUCUUUGAUCAACUCUGACAGAGCCCCUGUGCCGUCGGCGCUGGCCGUUGCCAAGGCCGUCGUCGAGUUCCAUGAGACUACCUACCAGUUCACCAAGGCGCUGAACUUGCUCCACACCAUGAGUAAUUUCUUGGCCACUCGUCUCGGAGAGACCCAUGAGCAUACCAUCGAAAACAUGUAUCUCGAGGCUGCUUUGGCCACUCGUCUUGAGAUGAACGGUGAGGCGAAGAGCAUAUACCAGCGCAUCUUCAAGGCUACCUCCCGUGCGAACAUCAUUGCUCCAGAGGGCAUGGACGCUGCAAUUGCCCUCAUCAAACUCUACGAAAAGGAAAAACAGUGGGAUUCUGCUUUGCAUGUUUACCGAUCUCUCUGGCCGACCCUGGUCGUCGAAGACAACAAGCUGGAUGCUUAUGAUCAUGAGCUUGUGGACCGGAUGCUGGAGAAGACUUAUCUCGGGUACAUGUCUAUUUUGACUACCCAAAAGAGCUCCGACUUCUCCGAGCGGUAUCGGGUUGCCUCGGAGUAUGUCAUGACCUGUCGCCACGUGCACGGCGCAACAAGCGAGAAGACGCUCAAUGCUACUUUGCUCUUUGCCGAGCUGUGUGAAUCCAGCGAUGCACACAUUGACCAAGCCAUCUCACUGUACAAGCUACCUCUGGAAACCAGCGAGUGGGUGGCUCCUGCUCAGUCGUCGAAGGGCCUCGACCAGAUGACUACACCACUGCCCAUCACCCUCAAGCACAAGUUGGCACAGCUGUUUGUGCGCAAGCAUGAUUCAACCGUCGAAGCCCGUUCCCUCUACACUGAAGAGUUCCAGCUGGCCAAGAAGAACCAGGGUUACUUCUCUACCACGACUCUCUCGUGGCUUCGUGAGCUAGCCCUCGCCCAUUCGCGACAGGGAACUUCUUCUUCUGUCCAGCAGGGCAACGCCAUUCUCCACGCCUAUUCUACCGAUGUUUUGCAUGCUGACGGUGACACUGAUACCAUUGGUGACUGGGCCCGCCGGAUCGCAAGUAUCUACCUCGAGUGCGGCUUUAUCGAAGGUGGUAACAACCUCCUCGACGAACUCCGCCAACGCGUGGUGUACCGCUCCGAAGCUUCCCCCGUUGAUAUGAGAGAUCGUCGCGAUGCCGUAUUUGUCGCUGCAUUUGAGGAAGUCUUUGGCCGGCGUGCCAGUUACGACCAGAUCAUGGCCGAGAUGAGUCGCGAGAUGACAAAUUCUCGGGCCUUUUCUCAGAGUCUCUCUGGCCACGACUUCGUUCCCACUCUGAUCGCUGGCCACAAGCUCUACAAUCUGCAGAUCGGUCAGAAGCGAGUUCGCCCUGCCAACGACACCAAGGACAAGCUGUACGAGUACUUCUGCUCUAACCUGUCCGCCACCCAGGUCGCCGACAAGGAAGUUGUGCAGCAGUUCUAUCAGAUCUGUUUGCGUGAGGUUCACAGAGAAAGCUAUGAUUUGAAUAUCCUCAAAACAACCACCAAUCUCGUUCGUGACCUGUGCAACUCCUCCCGCUUCCAGGAAGCCACCAUCCUGACAGGCGUCUUGCACUCCUUCCUGCAUCUGACCGACGGUCUUAACAACCAGGAGAGCAUCAACCUCGCCACUCAGCUCUGCCUGUACCUAAGCGGCCAUAAGGCAACCAGAUGCACCGACGAAAUGACCUACCAAGCCAUGUCCAUCAAGUCCAAGUUGCUUCUAGAAGAUAUCAUGGCAUCCUCUAAAUCCAUGGGCAUCGAGAUGGUAGACCUACCCUUCAACCAUCUCAACGACGUCAUCACUCUGCUAGGUCAGUACGAGAUGUUCGAGGAGCUAGAAAUAAUCCUCACCCAACUCUGGACCUCCCGAAUCGUCCAGCGCACCUGGACACCAGACGUGGUCGUAUGGAUCGGCCGACGACUAGUGGAAACCCGCUUCUGCCGGGGCAACGUUGAUUCCGCCAUCAAGCUCUGCCGCGACAUCUGCUACAACCUGCGCCAAGUAUGGGGCAGUUGUGACCCGGUCACACUGGACAUGACCAAGCUUCUCUCGGCCCUGUUCACGGCCUCGGAAAAUCACCAGGCGGCUGCGACUCUGCACGAAGGAAUCCUGUACGACUUGCUCGGCGAUUCCAAGGCCGAGGGCCAUCCACGUGUUGCUGAUACCGCGUCGCAGCAUAUGGAGCUGUUGCGUCGUGCCCAGGCUCGUUUGGGGACGGGCCAGACUUCGAGACGGGCGUCUGCGCAUGCGGAGCUGUUCCAGUCUGUGGCGAAUCGCUUUGGUGUGCAGUCUGAGCAGAUCAAGAGUGUUAGCGAGGCUCAUGGUGGUGACCAAUUUGGUGUUUGGUCUAAGCCUAGACGUUUCAGUAUUGAUGUUGAGGACAUGGAGGAGGAGAGUCAGACGCACCGUAACCAUUUGCGGGAGUCUAGUGGUGCUGGGUUAGGUGGUAAUGGUUCUCAGAGACGUAUCUCAGUGCAGGCUCUCUAG